Condylura cristata (star-nosed mole) is the source of this 1950-nucleotide messenger RNA. It is a transcript of the gene TMEM232, whose product is annotated as transmembrane protein 232. The record is from RefSeq and is a predicted model, not a curated record. NCBI's taxonomy places the organism in Eukaryota, Metazoa, Chordata, Mammalia, Eulipotyphla, Talpidae. The transcript has 14 exons. Bases 1 to 1950 code for a protein of 649 amino acids.
AUGCCUGAUAGUGGACACCUGCAGUGCAGUGUGGGCAGGUGUAAGUGGUCACACCUGAGCUACAAGGGUGGUGUCAUGCAGGACCUCGGUGAACAGCAGAGGCCAUCAGUUGUAACCACCAGAGAGUUUAUCUUGAGAUUCAAUGAAACCAAAAAUCCAAAAGAGGAGGAAAAAAUGUUGGACAUCGCUAGAAAAAACAUUCUGAGAUGUAAGAGAAAACUGGGUCUCAAAACCUUGGGUUCUGGGAAGCACGUUAACCUCCCCACUGCAUGGACUUCCGUGAUGUACCUGGCUCAGUGCAAAGGAGAAAUCCAAGAUGAAGCCUUAAAUAUCCUUUAUGCUUCCCUGGACCAUGCUUCCUUUGAUCAUGACCAGCUGCCUGCAUUAUUUUUUGUUGCGGAAUCGGUUUUAUACAGACUAUGUUGUGAUGCCUUCCUAAAGACAUACUUAUAUUCAGUUGAGCUAAAGCUAACGAAGGUAUGUUUUAAAAUAUUUUACCCCAUGACUUUUGUUUUAGAACCUGGACAGGACAUUUGGUUAUAUUAUGGAAUAUUCUCUGCACUUUCUUCUUCUGGAAAAUCCUAUAACAAGUAUCCAAACAUUUUUUCAAAUGUGCAAUUCAUUCUAAAAAUCAUGGAAAUCAUAUAUAAAAGAGAAAUACCUGAGUCGAUUUUUAACCCUGUGGAAAAUGAGAAAAGAUAUGAUACCAUAGGUUCUGAUGUGGGAGGAUAUGAAGUUAGCCAUCUUCUCUGGCACUGUGUGGCUGCCUGGUCUUGUGUUCAGAAGAACAGCACUCAGUUAAGUAAGGUGCUUGAACAUCUCAUCUUUUAUAAAACAGAGCUUCAAAACAGCUGUUGGCUGGACUCAGCACUGGCUUUGUUGAUCCUUGGGGAAGGUGCUAAAUUAAGCAUGGCUUGCUUGAAAGCUUUAAUGGAUUUAAUGAGAGAUUUUCUUUCUAAUGUUUUGUCUGCUCAGAAACAGGAAGAAAGUGGCAAGGAAGAUGACAUUUCCUGGGUAUGGAAUAUAGUCUACAUAUAUACAACAAUUCUAGCAGAAAUCUGCUUGUAUGCAGCCAGAUCUAAUUUGCGAAAAACUGCUUUCAUUGGUUUCUGUGACUGUAAAAAUACACAGAAAAAUAUAUAUUUUUCCAUGGACAAAUCAGCAGUACAGCCAGAGUUAAUGGAAACAAGUAUUUUAGGUCUUUUGGAUUAUUUCUCUUCAAAAAUGUCAGAUAAUUGUGAUCAAGUGAUAUGGACUGGAUACUAUGGACUAGUAUAUAACCUGACAAAAAUGGCAUGGGAACUUAGGGGAGAUGAAGAACAAGAUGGAUUUAGAAAUAAAAUAUUGCAAACAUUUCAAAAAAUAAGGAAUAAUGGGAAAGAUGGGGUAGUCCAAAGUGCAAUAAAUAUAGCUCAGGCUGAGAUAAAUGACCCAAUUGAUCCUUUUGCUAACUGUAAUACAAAAGUCUCAUCAAAUGCAGGAGAUGAAGUUUUCUCCAAAUACAUAGGCUGGAGAGUUGCCAAUGCACUUUCCAAACUCUUCUUCCCCUUCACUGAUGCUCAUGUUCUUCCUGUGAAAAAAACUUUGAUAAAACCAGACCAAAUUAGACAUCGAAGUAAAAAGCUGAACCUCACAAAGAAGAGAGCUCUACAUUUCACUGUAAGGGAACACCCUUCUUUAUCAGAACUCCCCUUGAGUCCAUAUCCAGAUUUAUUCACUAGGACUAAUGAAGAGUUGAGAAGAAUCAUUAACCAUUAUUGGCAGGAAGAACUUAAGAUCCGAAAGAAAUUAGAUGAAAUGCAUGAAGCAAAAGAACGUAAAGAUAAAGAGUUAAAAGAAAAAGAUCACUUCAGAGAAAUUAUGAAGAGAAGAGAAGAAAAACUACACAAACAAACCAAACCCUAUGAGCUUCCUCCCAGGACUGAAGUUGUUCAUCAGAAAAGAAAUUGA